Messenger RNA from Andrographis paniculata, 2834 nucleotides. RefSeq lists its product as uncharacterized. NCBI's taxonomy places the organism in Eukaryota, Viridiplantae, Streptophyta, Magnoliopsida, Lamiales, Acanthaceae. The coding region runs from base 475 to 2751 and encodes 758 amino acids. The transcript is spliced from 5 exons. The record is from RefSeq and is a predicted model, not a curated record.
GCGACCCAAAGUGGUGAGUAGACGAACACAAUAGGAAACAACAGACAAAAUAAAAGAGGGCUCUCGAUAUCAUCAUAAAUUCAAAAUUCCACAUAUACAAUUUGAGAAUCCAAAGGGGCCAAGCAAAACGAGGAUCUUUCAGAAUCGUGUCAAUUGGGAAAGACCUCGAAGACGCAAAGUGGGUCAGGUCAGUCUCUCUCUCUGUCUCUCUCACUCAACCAACGGUCCAAAAUUGUCGACACGAGGCUUAACUAAAUGCCCUCCGUGAGUAAUCAGUCCUCUCCUCUGGAUCAGAAUCAUCGGCAGCAGUUUUGGGCUACCAGACAAACGAUGCCCACCCCUGUAGUAUUUUUUAUCUCCUUUAAUCUCGGCUUCUGUUAGUGCUUAUGCCACUUUCUCCAAUGAAAAAUUCUACAAUAUGUUGUUAGAGUGUGUUUGUUUGGAGAUGACGAGAGGGAUUUCAUAUUAUCAUAAAUGAAAAUUCAUUAUUGUUUUUCUGGGAUUUCUAAUAUGCUCGAGACCUACUUCACUACAAGGUGUUUGUGUAAAGUCCUGAAAGACAAAAUGUUCAGAUUUUGUAGCCUCGUUAUGGCUUCUGUCUUUGCUUCAAUCGUCGAGGUUGUUGGGUUUGUUUCCAGAUAUUGGUACAGAUCAAGGCCAUGUGUGGCUGAAGAGAGUGGUUCGAUUUUUAGUGGCAAUCAUUCUCAGGAGGAGAACAAUCAUUUUGGCAAGGAAUCCAUUGUUUUUUGGUCAAGUGGGCCUUCUGGAAGAGAGAAUUUAGAUGUGAAGAAAAAGGGGAAGAAGAGUUUCAGUGAAGAGGUUGAAGACACAGAGGGCUCUGAUUUCUUGCGAACUGGUCUGAUUUCUAACAGUAGUAAGUAUGAAUUCAUGUCUGGGAAAGAUGUGUGUGGGUUUCUUGAAGAGCCAAAAACGGACAACUUUGUUGUUCAGGAAAUGUUUGUGGAGGAAUCCACAGGUGAUGUUUAUGAGAGCAGUGAUCGAAGUGUUGGGUGUGAAGCUCCUCAAAAAGAAAACUCUUUGGAAGAUCUUGAUCAAGGAUUGGAUUCUUGCAGCUUUCGCUUUAAACUUAUUGAUGUUUCUUGCCCUUCAAAUGUUGUUGUUGGGGAGUGUUUGUCGGCACAAGACAACGUUGGUUACAGUAAAAAGAAUCUAACUUCUGAAGAAAGUUUUGGGGAAUGUUUAAUGGAAGAUGAAGCUUUGGAGGAGAAAGAUGUUUCUUAUGAAAUUAAACUGCUUCCUGGAGGGGAAUUUUCAUUUCCUGAUUCAAACCAUGAGUCUGAUGCUUGUGGAGAUGACGACAAUGACGAGGAUGAAGAUUUAUUGACAUUGAAUAAGGAACAUGAAGUUAAGUCAGUUGAUAGAGAAUUGGUUGAUGAAUAUGACUUGAGAAACUGGAUGAGUAAUUUUCUUGAGGAAUCUGAUUAUAUAAAGCCUGAUAAUGUUGAGGUCGGGCUCGAUUUAGAUCACACAGAAAGAUCAGUCGAUUUAAAUGAUGAGUACAUAGAACUCGAGCCUCAACCUUUGAGCCCGAUGCACAUUGUCGAAGAAAAAAUUACAGUUGGGGAUGCUAGCAAGCAAGAGGGAUUAGUAGAUGGAUCUAAAGAACAGAAAAAAUGUUGGGAUUCGGAUACAGAUGACGACGAGGAGCUAGAUGUGUUGUUAGAACAUCAGAUUUUAGUGCAACAGAUGAAAACCGAGCUGAAAAACUGCAGAAUCCGAAGCCUGCCUCCAAUAUCAGAAGAAGAAGGUGAGAUCGCCGGGAUGGUCGAAGAUCUGAAGCCACUUGAAAUCGAGCAGAGGAUCGAGUACAGAGAUGUAAUGGAGGAAAUCCAGAAGUUCUACAAGAGCUAUCUCGAAAGGAUGCGGAAAUUAGACAUCUUGAAUUACCAGACAUUGCAAGCCAUCAGUUUCCAGCAGCUGAAGGAAUCGGACAUAUACAGCGCAGGCGCGAAAAGGUCGUGCAAAGGGCAGAGGAUAUACGCCGAUCCAAUGCAUAGAUCGGUAGUUGAAAUGCACCGCGACUUGGAAUUGGUUUACGUCGGGCAGUUGUGUCUAUCGUGGGAAAUCCUCCGCUGGCUGUACGCGAAAGCGCACGAGCUGUCGGGAUACGAUUCUUUAGGCAAUCACUUUUAUAACCGCACAGCGGAAGAGUUUCAACAGUUUCAAGUGGUGGUCUGGAGAUUCAUCGAAGACGAACCAUUUCAAGGUCAGAGGAUUCAGAACUAUGUCAGGAGCCGGUGCGCGAUAAGAUGCCUUCUUCAGGUCCCGACGAUCAGGGACGACUAUUCGAAGCUGGAACGACGAGAGGAAUCCGAUGCAGUUUCUCUCGAAAUGCUUAUGGAGAUGAUCCGGGAAUCGAUCUUGAUCUUCCGGGAGUUUCUAUUCGCCGACAAGCUAUCGUCGAGCAUUCAAGAAGUUAGGACAUGUCUUCACGACUCGUCGGAUUCGAUGCUUUUUGCUAAUGUCAUCGCAAGUCUGCACAAGAAGGCGAGGAAAAGCAAGGAAUGCGCGAGAAGGCAGAAGUGCGUAGUGAAGAAGUCGAAGAAGAAAGAAGAGGAUGACGAUGAAGGUCGGGCAUGCGAGGUGGAGUUGAGAUUAGUGUCGAGAGUGUUAAGGCUGUCGAAAUUGAGCAGAGAUCAGUUAGUUUGGUGCCAGAAGAAGCUCGACAACAUUAAUUUUCUGGGCAGGAAACCUCGUGUCGACCAAUCUUUCUUGCUCUUCCCAUCUUGAAUUGAUGUUGCUUUCCACUUUUGUAAAUCAAAUCAGUGUUGUCCACAAAAUACAUAAAUAAAUACUAAUUACUAGUCAGAAUU